AAUGGGUUCAAUUCUUCGCCACAUUUGUUGUGAAUUUUUCUCGGAACAUCUAGCUUCGCUUCUCGAACCUUUUUUGUGUUGAAUGUUAUUACAAAUAUAGUAAAAAGUUGCAAAAUUACACAUUUUACAUCUUUCCACCGACUGCUAACGCGAAAGCACAAAUCAGCCAUUGGUACCAACACUCCCGGUUGGCAACAGCAAACACACAUCUUGGAAACCGUCCGAGGCCGUGCAAAACGCAAAGCGACAGAACUAGAACAAGAGUGCGAACAAAAAGUUACGCGACGGGAAGUAGCAGUAGCAGCAGCAGCAGCAGCAGCAGCGUACUGCGGUUUUGCGAUAAUAUUCUAGCACGGCCGCUGAAAGCUGUGUUCCGCUGUGCAUAAUAGACGGUGGUAACUGUGCGAAACGGAUUGUUCGUCUACGGUGCAAAUACGGUUUCUGUAUAUUUUAAAAACUAAACGACAUAUUUGUUUGCGAUUUGGGCCUGUGAAAUAUCUGCCACCAUGAGCGCCGAAGAGAGCACAGAACAACAGACCACUAUUGCUGAAGUCGCUGAAGAUCAGCAAUCCGAGGAUAAUCCUCAGGAGCAGCAGCAGCAGCAGCAGUCUGUCAGUGAGCUGGAGAAGCAGGAGGAGGAGAAAAUGAAAGCCAAGUACGGCUCAAACGCUAGCAUGGGUGGUCCGCGUGGCUUAGGCGGCCAUUCGGCGUUCCUGCAAAAGCGGCUUCAGAAGGGUCAAAAGUACUUCGACUCUGGUGAUUACCAGAUGGCCAAGCAGAAGGGUGGCGGUGUGAAGCAGGUGUUUGCGAACAAAGUCCCAACCGGCGAAGCGAUACCGACACCCGAAACAGUUCCGGUGCGGAAAACCUCCAUCAUUCAGACUUGCAACAAGUUUCAAAGUUAAGAAUGCAACAGCGCGCUGUUUUCCAGUGAUCGUGGAUCUAAUGAAAAGGGAGCUAGUAGUGGUGGAACUGUUUGAACAAAUGGAAGAGUUAUGGUAUUCUACACGUCGCUAUUCUUUUCCUUGCGGCCUGUAUUCUUGUGCAUGUCGGGUUGGUCACUUGGUAGGAUGAUAAGGAUAUCCGAUGUUAGAUUACAUUGCGAAGGGUUUUUUUUUACUGUUUUGUUCUUGGAGCAGCUUACAAUACAUACAUACAUACAUUCAGUUCAACCAUUUGCGCAUAUUGACUAACAAAACUACGUCCCAUUGUGUAAGGUUAAGACGAAUUUAACAUUUUGUUCCACGGUCAAACUGUUGUCAAGAAGCAACUUGUUUACGAACGUUAAGCCAUAAAAGCAUACUUAAUCAGUUUGGAAAUGUUCCAUCGCUUUUUUUAUUCAUUGUGCGAAACAAGAUCCUUCAAUCAAUCCAUGCAUUGUGAGUAGGAUUUGGAAUGGAAAGGGGCAAUUUUCAUAUUGGUGCAUUUUUUUCCUCUCCUCAUCCUUCGUUCGUAAAAUUGAUUAGCUCCCCCGACGUUGGACGGGUUAUUGGUAAAUGUAUGUUUAUUAAUUGGUAAUGUACUUGUAAUCCAUAGGGAAUAUAGUUCAUGGGAAGUAUCAGAAGGCAGAAGAACACGAGCAGCAUCAUCAUCCGCAUGUGUCCAGAGUGUAUGUGUGUGUGUUUGCUCAAUGUUCUGACUAACUGUAUGUAUGCUAGGGAUGUACCGAGUUUGUAAGUAAGUGUGCAUUGUGCUAGCAGCGGCCCCGCAUUGUACCAUCUUCAGUCGCGCGAGUCCUGCAAUUCCCGAGAACACGAAGAAGAUAGCAGUAGAGUGUAAGCUAUUCAAAUGCUACGUGGCAGGAAGCAAUGAUUAGGCGUAGAUUUGUACGAUUGCACCGCGAAUAAAAUCUACAACGAUUACUACACGUUCAUUGGCGUAGAGGCAUCUUAAAAACACACACGCGCGGGGUCGUCGCCGUGAGUGAGAAGGAUUUGGAUUACAGCGGUGGAAGCACUCACAAAUAAAAACCGGAUGGUAGCAGGUAUUUUGUUAAGCAAUCUGACUAUAUCGAUAAAUUGUUAAAAUGGAGAAAAAUACAUGAAUGUGAGUCAGAGGUAACGA
Molecule: messenger RNA, 2064 nt
Organism: Anopheles stephensi (Asian malaria mosquito)
Lineage: Eukaryota; Metazoa; Arthropoda; Insecta; Diptera; Culicidae
Gene: endos
Product: cAMP-regulated phosphoprotein 19
Exons: 3
Coding region: 507-905 (132 amino acids)
Cellular component (GO): cytoplasm
Molecular function (GO): protein phosphatase inhibitor activity
Source: RefSeq, a predicted model, not a curated record